UAGGGGCUGCCGGCGAGGACAGCAAUCCAGGGCUGCGCCGUCACUUCUGCACCACCUCUGCCUCUUGCAGCCUUCCUAUUUGUCUUCAGUAAAUUAUAUGAGAGUUCAGAAAUUACAUUGUGGAGGUCAUUUGUUUGGAGAGGAAAACGUCCAAAUCUGACUCAUCAGGCAGAGAGAGAGAAGGUGCUGUCUCGGCUUACACGUCCAGGCUCAGUGCUGUUUCUCAACCUCCACACAGAGCCCAGGUGCCAUGGAGGAUGCUGGUGAGCAAGCCCGCUGGAUUUCCCCGGCUCUGAUUGGACAAGAAGCUUUAACAUCUUUUUCUGAACCGAACCUUCUGCAGCCCACUGAAGAGCCUGAAUCUUUCUACAAUGGAUCUGAUUCAGACUUCACAUCGCUGCCUUCCUAUUUUAGCAAUCCAGUGUCCAGUCGAUCAGGAGGAGCAUACCGUCACUCACCCGUGAGACCGGUCUAUUCGUCGCCCAUCCUCAACAAUCUGCAGUGGCUGGAGAGUGGUACCCAUACUCUGACAUCCCCGUACAGCUCCAACUGGUCAAUGACCUCCUUCAGCAAAAUUCCAAUCCACCCUCAGCAUUCCAGUUCUAUCUAUCCUGCCACCUCCUCUACACAACUGUACAGUCCACCCAAAGACAUCAUGCCCUCUCCAGACCGAGAGGAUAAAGACAGCCCAAGGCUGCAAGAGGCCUUGAAGACAGAGCGGGCCAGCCCUGGAAGCAGCAGUAGUUUUCUGAAUCUUGGCCUCAGCAGCAGCUCAAUGCAUUCACAUGGUUUGGGGCCUUACGCCACAUACCCUACCUCGCCUCAGGACUACAGUGGAACAGGAAUGUACUCCAGCACAGUGGGGCUCUUCUCUCCUAGCUUCUCCCCCAAAAUGCGCAACAAAAUGCGACUUUCUCCUCCUGAGGCCAGGGAGUGUGUGAACUGUGGAGCAACUGCUACCCCACUAUGGCGGCGAGAUGGAACUGGACACUACCUCUGCAAUGCCUGUGGUCUCUAUCACAAGAUGAAUGGACAGAACAGACCCCUCAUCCGGCCCAAAAAAAGACUGCAGAUUGUAAGCAAGCGAGCUGGCACCCAGUGUGCUAACUGCCACACAAAUACCACGACACUGUGGAGACGCAAUUCCAACGGGGAACCAGUGUGCAAUGCCUGUGGCCUCUACUUCAAGCUUCAUAAUGUGAACAGACCUCUCACUAUGAAGAAGGAAGGAAUUCAAACACGAAACCGCAAAGUCUCCAGCAAGUCGAAGAAGGCCAAGAAAUCAGUAGAGAGCUUCCCUGAGUAUGCCAAGAUGCACUAUGAUGAAUCUGGCCCUUACCCUCUGAGUCCAUCCUCCCUGCCUGCUCACAUGACACCUAUCAGUCACAUGCUUCCCUUCAGCCAUUCUCCACAUCUUCUUACAUCGUCCCCAUCUUCCUUACAUACCAGCACUGGACUGUCAUAUGGGCAUCAUGGCCCAUCUGGAAUGGUGCCCACCUUGGUAUAGUAAUCUGCACAAACUUUCAGGGUUUAAACUGAUCAUUUGAUUAUUUGAGCUAAUUUACAGGGAAGGGUCAUUGCUCAAAACAUGCUGUGGCCAAGUACUGCAAUGCUGAUAUGGACGUUCUGCUCUGACAGCUGCACCCUGAUAGCUGGCAGGAUCUUAUUGAGCUUGGUGCCCCCCACCAACUCUUCUUAGGCCUAAGAUGAGAGAGUCCAUUGAGUCUUCUCGGGCUGUUUUUGAUGUUUUGGGAACCACUCUGUGGAGUUUUUUAUUUUGGUAUGUGUUGAAAAACAGACCAUGAGCAAUUUGAUGUGUAAAGUGUAACCAAGAGAAAAGUAAAUUAUAUGAUGAAACGGCCUAAACAUUCUACUCUGCUUCUGAAGCUGUCUCUUUGUUUUGGUGAGAAGAACAAGGAUUGCGGGUAAAAUGCUAACCUCAUGUUUGACCUUCUUUGUGAUUUAUAUUUUUGUUAAAUAAGUAAAAAGGAAUAAAAGAUUAAAAA
Molecule: messenger RNA, 2006 nt
Organism: Erpetoichthys calabaricus (reedfish)
Lineage: Eukaryota; Metazoa; Chordata; Cladistia; Polypteriformes; Polypteridae
Gene: gata1b
Product: GATA binding protein 1b
Exons: 6
Coding region: 251-1507 (418 amino acids)
Biological process (GO): positive regulation of transcription by RNA polymerase II; negative regulation of transcription by RNA polymerase II; cell fate commitment
Cellular component (GO): nucleus
Molecular function (GO): zinc ion binding; DNA-binding transcription factor activity, RNA polymerase II-specific; RNA polymerase II cis-regulatory region sequence-specific DNA binding
Source: RefSeq, a predicted model, not a curated record